UGAGAGCGGUAUGCUGACGUUCAUAUUUUUAAGGAUUUGGCGUUGGGUAACACGUGUUGAGCGGGAACGUUAUCCGUUCGCGCUGACUGCCGAAUCACAAGCGCGAUUAUCGAGUGCUUCCGAGAAGCUGAUUGAAUGCUUCAGCUACAGCGAAGACAACCGCGAGAUUCUUUUGAAUGCCUAUUGUUCGGGGUUUUGUGACAAAGUGAAGUAUGGACUUUGGUGGUUUCAAAUGGUGGGGACGCUACGUCAACCUAAGUUCAUGAUGUGCGGGUGUCGCAAUUUUCCCACAGAAUGCAAUAACGUUACUUGCCCGUACAAACUGGCCUGUGAACAUUCAGUUCUCCAUCCGGAGUUAAACUGCCCUACUUGCCCCAAAAACGGAGAAUUCAUCACAGAAGUAUUUCUAUGCAACGUUUUGUCAGAAAUACUUUUGGUUUUGGAUGUCCAUUCGCAAGCCAAAGCAACACGAGUUUGUCGGUUAUGGAAUCAAGUGCUAGCUAGCUCCUGGGCACCCAGAGAUGUUUGUGUCACCGUUGAUUUUCGAGCUAUCAGCAGAAAGCCUCCGGGUCCUAAUGAAACGGAAGGGUACCAUAUUGGGUACAUGCUGGAUCAUAGCAUAACGCCCUCCACCAAAGCCCUAUCGUUAGUUAAUCUGGGGUACCGCGGUUGCGCCUUUACCGACAUGUACACCGUCUAUUCCUUGUUCUACCUAAAGAGUUUCAAAUUGCCGUACAUUUUGAUCAAAGACUUCAGUGCGUGUUCGGAACUGUUUCCAACUGAGACAGGUCAUCGUCUGUUCCGCCUGCCUGUGCUUAUGCCGGUUUGUCGGCAGUUGUUGGUGGUUAACUGUACCUUUAUAAACGCUGUCGGUUGUUUCCACCACGCGCAACGCGAUGAACGUCUAAUAACCAACGAUGCGUUACUGUCGAGAAAGCUCGAUGUUACGGUUCCUAGGAUGUCAUUUGAUUGUUCAGCUAAUGCCGGCGAAAUCCUGCGAUGCUUCAUGGAUAUCCUGGAGAAUUCUCUGCCACCAGCAGAUUCCAUUAAGGAGCGAGUGAAGCAGCAGCAUCAGCUGAUGGUGGAAACGGUACCUUACCCAGAUGGCUGGCACAAGUUCCGAAAAUUGUUGAAGAGGCACCAUUUUACACAAUUCGUGGAAAAGGAUAAUGAUGCAUUUUGGGAUAGUUUGGAUUUAAGACGUUUCGAUGAUCUGCCGCUUAGCCGCUACGUUCUGCAUUUGAUCAAUGCUAGACAUGAUUUGCCUCUAGAAGCUGUUCAUCCCUUUUGAAAUUAUUAUGUGGACUGUUAGUUCACGAACAUGCACUUCUAAUAUUUUAAUUAUGCUUCGAAAUGGUGAUAAGCCGCACUGUCUAGUGUAUAGGAUAAGAGAUGAUGCAGCAUAUUCAUACGCAACAGAAGCAUGAGAAAUCAACGUUGACUCGAGCUCGCCGUUCUUUAGAUAUUGUGGAAAUCUCCACUAAAAAAGGUGGACAUAAUAAGUUUAACUUGGGCAAUACACUGUAUUGGCUAAUCGUGGCGACGAUGUGUGGUAUUUGGCACACGUCCAGGAUAUCGACGGCGAUAAAGCUUUUGUCGAUUUCGGCUGUACUCAGAUUCCGCCUUUCUGGAUUGUUCUACAGCGCGUGUGGGAACAUCAUCAUAUUCUGGCGUUGUCUAUGGAAGAAGUGUACCACUAUUUCCCUACUCCCAACGUAUACGUUGCUGUGCGAGCCAACCAGAACUCACCAUGCGUUUUUCAUCCUGCUGAAAUGUUCAGCCUUUGUUCUGUUGAACACAAAGCGCUGUGCUAUGUAUUACUCGA
Messenger RNA from Paramacrobiotus metropolitanus, 1825 nucleotides. RefSeq lists its product as uncharacterized. Gene Ontology annotation, molecular function: protein binding. The record is from RefSeq and is a predicted model, not a curated record. Lineage: Eukaryota; Metazoa; Tardigrada; Eutardigrada; Parachela; Macrobiotidae. The coding region runs from base 11 to 1291 and encodes 426 amino acids. The transcript has 6 exons.